Molecule: messenger RNA, 1920 nt
Organism: Zingiber officinale
Lineage: Eukaryota; Viridiplantae; Streptophyta; Magnoliopsida; Zingiberales; Zingiberaceae
Product: BEL1-like homeodomain protein 9
Exons: 4
Coding region: 264-1814 (516 amino acids)
Biological process (GO): regulation of transcription by RNA polymerase II
Molecular function (GO): RNA polymerase II cis-regulatory region sequence-specific DNA binding; DNA-binding transcription factor activity, RNA polymerase II-specific
Source: RefSeq, a predicted model, not a curated record
UUAAGAGAGGGAGAGAGAAGGCUCUAGAUCAGAGAUUAGAUAAAUAUGAAUACGAUCGCCAGUCGCAACUGAACCAUAUUCCUCCUCAGUGGCUCAGCCUUUGGCUAACUGUUCAUCCGCUGGUUUUCUUUCUUUUUUUUUUUCCUUUGUGACUUGAUCUGUGGAAAGCGAGAGGCAAAAAGAUAUAGGGGCCUCCAUCGUUACUCUCUCCAGGGCGGAGCUUAAGAUUACGCUGACCACCCACCGAGAAUCAGAUAGAGGUCAUGGCUUCUUCGGCCGCGGAUCGGUUCGGCGGCGGCGGCGGGGGAGCAGGAGCAGGGGAUGAGCAGCUGCUGCUGCUGCACCACCACCACCAUCCGCAGAUGUACUAUCACGUGCCGCAGUACAGCCGAAGGGAGAAGCUGCGGUUCCCUUCGGUGGCGGCGGCGGAGGAGGAAGAGGCGUCUCCGGCGUCGAGGUCUCUGCUUGUACUGCACGAGCCCGGCGGCGCGGCGGCGCCGAUCUACUCGGCGGGAGCGAAUUCUCUGACCGCCUUCCACUCCGCCUCCACGUCGCCCUCCAUCUACCACAAUAACUACGGCAGCGUCGCGCAAUUCGACGGCCACGGUGUGCUCCCGGUCGCGCCGCCGUCGCUGCAGGGGCAGCGCCGCCAGAUCCCCACGCAAGGCUUCUCCCUCUCGCUCUCAUCCUCCCCCUCCGCGCGCCCGCGGAGCCACCUCGCUGGCCGGCCCGCCCCGCUCGGCCCCUUCACCGGCUACGCCGCCGUCCUCAACCGCUCCCGGUUCCUCCAGCCGGCGAGGAGGCUGCUCGAGGAGGCGUGCCAGGUGGGACCCAGCCAAGCCUCCGCCGACGGCGGAGGCAGCGCUAGCCGCGGCGCCUGCCAGCAGGAGUUGCUCCUGGAUGCCGAUCCGCCGCCGAGGGAGCCGGCGCUGGUGGACGAUCACGGCAUGGAUGAUGACGUCGCCGGCUCUGGCUCGGAGCACCAGUGGAAGAAGACCACGCUCAUCUCAAUGUUGGACGAGGUCUGCAGAAGAUACAAACAAUACUAUCAGCAAGUGCAAGAUGUUAUCACAUCUUUUGAGUCAGUCGCGGGGUUGAGCUCCGCUGCUCCAUACGCCUCGAUCGCCCUCAAAAUCAUGUCCAAACACUUCCGAUGCCUGAAGAACAUCAUCUCUGACCAACUCCACCAGGUGAACAAAAGCACCAAAGCCACUGUCCGAAGAGAAGAUAUCUCAAGCUUUGGUCUACUAAACAACACUGGAUUCCUUCAAAGACCAACCAAUAUCACUGACCAUGCUGCCUUGGCAGCUCAAGCUCAACCACACAUAUGGCGGCCUCAAAGGGGGCUUCCGGAGCGAGCCGUCUCCGUCCUCCGGGCAUGGCUCUUUGAGCACUUCUUGCAUCCGUAUCCCACUGAUGUGGACAAGCAUAACUUGGCGAAACAAACUGGUCUCACAAGAAACCAGGUCUCUAAUUGGUUUAUCAAUGCACGAGUCCGUCUUUGGAAGCCAAUGGUUGAGGAGAUCCACUCGCUCGAUAUGCGUCAGAAGAACAAAACGAGCAGUCACCAACCACAGCCGUCGUCCUCCAACUUCCCGUACUCCGAUGUGCCUUCAAGUGGAGUGAACAUUUCGCCGGCCCGGGUUAACGUCGUGUCACUCACCCUCGGCCUGCAGAACGACAGUGGGGCUCGCUUUGCCGGGGAACCACUGCCGGUGAGUGUGGCAAGCCGGUUCGGGCUGGAGGAGUGCAAUGACCCCUAUUUGGUGAGAGCUUUUGGGAAGGAUCGUUUGCUGCAUGACUUCGUUGGGUGAUCAAUCAAAAUGUGCGAUGCAUGAAGUGGAUAAUUAAUUAAGCAUGUAAGAUUGGUUACGAACGUGUAUUUAUUUAUUCAGGACGUAUUAAUUCAUCCUGACUCAA